Messenger RNA from Medicago truncatula (barrel medic), 1963 nucleotides. RefSeq lists its product as uncharacterized. Bases 1120 to 1707 code for a protein of 195 amino acids. The transcript is spliced from 3 exons. Gene Ontology annotation, molecular function: ADP binding. The record is from RefSeq and is a predicted model, not a curated record. NCBI's taxonomy places the organism in Eukaryota, Viridiplantae, Streptophyta, Magnoliopsida, Fabales, Fabaceae.
UUCUUGCUUCUGUUUCUGUUUACAAGUCUCAAUCUUUAUGUUGCCUCACAAUUGCUUAAAUUCAUUUGUUUAUAAUCUUCAUUUUUAAUCUCCCAGUUAAAGAUUUGGAUAAUACUUAGUAUUUACUGUUGCCAUAACAACAAUGAAAUUCAUCAUGCGUGGUGUUCCUCCUUGUUUCUAAUUUUAACUUACUUUUUUACCAUAUGGAUAGGAUAACCUUUGUAUGAGUGAAUUAUGAGUUGAAAAUCUCAGUUCUAUUUAAGGGUUUUUGUACUAUGUUUGGGAUGUCAAUAUUUCAAGGGAGGUUUUGUCCAUUUUUCUGUAGAAAUUCCUUGGAAUACAAGUUUUAUAAUUUAGUAGUCUUUUUCAUAUCCCAUAUCUUUACGAAGAACAACUUCCAUUAUGUUUUAGAUUAUAGACUCUAUUGCUUGAUGAUUGGCUCAUGUCAACUUUCUAUUUUAGGUGGAGGCAUGGAAUGAAACUUUAACUUUCCCUAAUCUAAUUGUGGUGUUGCAACUCUAGUUGUGGUGUAUGGUGGGGCAAAAAAUCGGGUUUGACUCUUAUAUAUUACGAGGCUAGUAGGGUGUACGCAGGUAUGCACGUCAUGGAUGAUAAUGUUAAAGAACAGAUUACGAGUGCAUUAAGAGUGAGAGACCAGAGAUAAAGUAUAAUCGGAUUAUGCGGGCCAGAUGAAAAAGUCAAGCAUUCUGUAAAAACAGCUAUAAGAAGAGCUGAGAGAGAUCAAUUGUUCCAAAAGAUUGUCACAGCAACUGUGACAAAGAAGCCAGACAUUACAAAGAUUCAAACACAAAUUGGUGAUGCAGAGAUGGUGAAAAUUUGAAGUCCAAACAUGCACUUUAUUUGGAAAACACAAUGUUGGGGAGAUUAGAGAUUGACAAGUGCUUUGUUGGUAUAGAUCAAUUAAGACUUUGCUUAUUCGGUGCAAGCAUAAAUUUGAACUUUCGCUAAUCUAAUUCUGGUGUGCAACUCUCAUUAUAGGCCAUGGAUAGGUUCACCUCAUGAAUGGUGGAGCGAAAAAAGGAACAGGUGGACUCCGAGUAUAGAGUAAACUGAGCAGAGUUAGGCGAAAAAGAUUGUGUUGAAACUACUUGCGCCAAUAUGAAGUUUGGAGAUUGGGAUGGGUAUGAAAAGGCUAGUUUGGGGAACAUGUAUAUUUCCGACAUGGAUGCUAAUGUUAAAGAUCAGAUUACGAAUGCAUUAAAAGUGAGAGACCAAGGAGAAAAUAUAAUCGGAUUAUGCGGCCCGGAUGAAAGAGUAAGGCUUUCUGUAAAAACAGCUAUAAGAAGAGCUGAGAGAGAUCAAUUGUUCCAAAAGAUUGUCACAGUCACAGCAACUGUGACAAAGAAGCCAGACAUUACAAUGAUUCAAACACAAAUUGGUGAUGCAAUAGGUCUCAAUUUUAAUGAUAAGAUGAAUGUAGCCGAAUCAACUUGUUGCAUGUGUUUUGGUAAUAGUAAAACAGUGACAACUGCAGAAAGAGCUCAUCUUAUUUGUGCUAAGAUGAAAGAGCUGCAAACAGUCCUGAUUGUAAUGUAUGAUCUUCAUGGGAGACUCGAUUUAGGUGAGAUUGGUGUCCCCUUUGGUGAAGAUCAUAAUGGUUGCAAGAUAUUACUCACAUCUACAAGUGUGGAGGUUUUAUCCAAUCAAAUGAAGGCUCAUAAAUUGAUUCAAUUAUCAGAGACAUGACAUGAUUCUCUUCAAACUAAAGUGUUUGAAGCAGAGUUGAUAAAAAUUUGAAGUCCAAACAUGCACAUCAUAUACAAAACUAAGAUUUUGUUUUUUCUGUCAAAUGCUUGUGCUUGAAAUCUAUGAUAUGAAUAAUAUCUGUUAUUCAAAUUGAUUAGUUAUUAAUUUAAUUUCUAUAUUUAGUCUAGUCUUGUAAAUAACGUCAUCUGGGAGAAGGAACUGUUUUCCUCACUUAAACAACACCGUUUUCAUUUUA